Brassica rapa (field mustard) is the source of this 603-nucleotide messenger RNA. RefSeq names its product F-box protein At1g22220. The record is from RefSeq and is a predicted model, not a curated record. Gene Ontology annotation, molecular function: protein binding. NCBI's taxonomy places the organism in Eukaryota, Viridiplantae, Streptophyta, Magnoliopsida, Brassicales, Brassicaceae.
AUGGACGUUUUUGAUGGACUUCCAGAUCCUAUCGUCGUCUAUAUCUUGGACAAAGUCGGCGACGUCAAAACCUUGCUUCGUUGCAGUUCCCUCUCUAAGCGAUUCAACUCGCUCGUCCCUCAGUCCGAGUCACUCAUCCUCCGUCUCGACCAAGUCGUUACCACCGAGUCACCACCCGAUUCUCCCGUCAGCAACUUCUUUAAAUCUGUAUGCAAACCCUUUCACGGUUUGUUUUCUCUGUUUUCUAAACCGGCUAAACCAAUCCCAACCACAAAUCUUUCUCCGGUUAUCCCUUCCAAGCUUCUCUCCCGGUUCGACCGGAUCAAGAAUCUUGACGUGGAGCUUCCAGGGGGAGAUGCAAAGCCGGAGAAAGGCGCCGGAAUUAAGUGGAAAGCAGAGUUUGGUAAAACUCUCAAAACAUGCGUCGUUGUAGCGUUUCGCUCCGCCUCCACCGUGUCUUCUCCCGACGGUGAGUCAGACGCCGAGUUCGUGACUGGUCUUAAAACGCGCGUGGAGUGGACGAUAAAGGCGUUGAUGGCCGCGUCGACACGUCAUCACCUGAUGAGCCAAGUCGUGAAGGAGCACAAGGAGAUGUAUGAGUAA